Gossypium arboreum is the source of this 1164-nucleotide messenger RNA. RefSeq lists its product as uncharacterized. NCBI's taxonomy places the organism in Eukaryota, Viridiplantae, Streptophyta, Magnoliopsida, Malvales, Malvaceae. The record is from RefSeq and is a predicted model, not a curated record. The transcript has 2 exons. Bases 1 to 1164 code for a protein of 387 amino acids.
AUGAGCACACGUGGUACUCGUGGAUGGGGUACUAGGGGUCGUGGUAGAGGUCGUAGAGGGGCACGAACUGAGUCCCUUGCCACUGAUACUAUACCUGUGGUAGACGCUAGUAAGACACCGGUAUCGCCUAUGACAGAUAGUGGGACAAGACCGUAUGAUUGUACGGCUGGGGAUGACGCACUGUCCCAAGCCAUGCUUCGUAUUCUAGAGAGGGUCGCCAGACCCAACACUAGUACCGAAAGCCGUGGGUCAGUUUCGGAACGUCUCCGAUCGAAUGGAGCAGAAGUUUUUAAGGGCAUUUCUGGAGUAGCCCCGAAUGUGGCUGAGUACUGGUUGGAAGCCACGGAGAGAAUAAUGGAUGACCUGGAUUGCAAGGCUGAACAAAAGCUGAAAAGGGCGAUAUCACUACUUAGGGAGGAAGCUUACUACUAUGUAGAUGCCCGAAGGAAGGAAUUCUUAAACUUAACUCAAGGGGAUCGGUCUGUUACUGAGUAUGAGGCAGAGUUUUUGCGACUUAGCCGAUAUGCCCGUGGAAUAGUAGCAACAGAGUACGAACGUUGUGUUCGGUUCGAGGAUGGCCUCCGGGAUAGUCUACGAGUAUUAAUAGCUCCACAGAGGGAGCGAGAUUUUGCGACAUUGGUAGAGAAAGCUAAGAUAGCUGAGGAUGUAAAGCGCGCUAAGCUCCAGAGUUGGGAAAAGAAAAGGAGUAAAAACAAAAUAGAUUUAAAGCCCUCCAAUUCUGAUCAGAGGCAUAGGAAAAGUGCCAGGGCAGAUGGGCCGGUCCGAGCUGAAGCCCCUAUUGCUGCUUUUAGAUUACAACCUUGUGUUGAUUGCGGGAAAAGCCAUUAUGGCGAAUGCUGGAAAAGGAUUGGAGCCUGUUUAAGAUGCGGAUCAAUGGAGCAUCGUUUCAGAGAGUGUCCUCGGAGACCAGAUUAUGGACAAACUAUUGGUACGGGUAAUAUACAGCCACCGAGGGGUGGUCAGCAGCCAGUAAGAGGCCGUAGCCAUGGAAUGGGUCGUUGUCGUGGAGCACCAGAUAGGGGUAUGGGACAUGCUGAGGCGAGACAGCCAGCUUUGGUCUAUGCAGCAUGUCGCCGUGAGAACAGAGACUCUCCGGAAGCAGAUGCUGGUACGUACUUCUCUCAUGGUGUAUUAAUUACUUAA